AUGCCCGGCACGGAGCUCGCGGCGCAGCGUGGGGAGUUCUCGGCUGGAAGCGUGGAAAAUGGUCAGCAUGGCGUGUUGUAUCUUUUGUGCAAAGAUAAUGACAUCGAUGAGCUGGAUGUUGCUUUGAGGGGAGAUAGCAAGGAGGAAGACAACAUCGAAGAGAUUGAAGUCCCGUACGCGGCACUGCUGGAAGAACUCGAGCGAGAGAAGCAGAAGUUUGAUAAGUUUGACAGCGCGCAGUUCUUGAAUGCUCGCGCUGCGACCAAUGCGUAUGAGAAGUUGGGGAGACAUCGGUUCUUGAAUCGAUCGGCUAUGAAGUUGGUGACGUUGGAUCACGUCUUCGAGUGGACGAGAAGGUUACAUCAGCGGCAAGAAGAACAGCUCAGCUUUGCUGACAUCUGUGGAGGCCCCGGAGGGUUCUCUGAGUAUCUGCUGUGGCGAGCUGGGGAAACCGGUGGAGGCUUGAAAACCACGAACGAGAAAUUGCAGUGCAUUCAUGGCUACGGCAUUACGCUGAAGGACGCAGCAAACCAUUGCGACUGGCGUCUGCCACCAGAGUUCCGCGAUCUGUUUGAGGUUUGCUACGGUGAGGACGGCACGGGAAAUCUCUACUCCGUCGCUAACAUUCACAACCUUCGCGACGUGGUUCGAGCACGAGACCCGAACGGUGUGGGCUUGGUCGUGGCAGACGGAGGCUUUCUUGAUGCUCGCUCGCAAUCCAACCAGACCAGUCGCCCAGCGAGCUCGGAGCGAUACAUUAUCGCACGAGGUCUGCGCCUGAACCAUCUCGAUUCGAAGCUUGUGAAGGCUCUUGAGGCGCAUCUGGCUCGAAGCAGCAACGGCGACGCCAAUGACAAAUUUGAGCAUCGAUUUCUCCUCAAGAGAACUCAGAUGCUCGAGGAUGUGGACUUCCUGCAGUAUAUGGCGACAGCUAACGAGGCUAUCGCGAAAGUCCAAGUCCAAGCUUGCAGACGCAUCAAUGGAUAUGCUGCCAACAAGAAGAAGAGGAAAACACGUGGAUCCGACGCUGGGGUUAAUCCGAAGCAGUAUUACCGCUGCUGGAAGCUCGGAGAUAUUCCUCGCCAUGAAUCCGAGUGA
Molecule: messenger RNA, 1098 nt
Organism: Phytophthora sojae
Lineage: Eukaryota; Oomycota; Peronosporomycetes; Peronosporales; Peronosporaceae
Exons: 3
Coding region: 1-1098 (365 amino acids)
Biological process (GO): 7-methylguanosine mRNA capping
Cellular component (GO): nucleus; cytoplasm
Molecular function (GO): methyltransferase cap1 activity
Source: RefSeq, a predicted model, not a curated record